AUGCCAUCUACUUUCAGAGCCUCGCGCUCAGGGCGACACCUCGACACCUCUAAUCGUUCCCGAACCGGCCAAAUCGACCACGAUGUCUUUGAAGGCCUUCCCGUCCGCCGCUGGUCGCGCCAGCCACACACCGUCUCCCAGGCCCCCAAAGGCGAAGACUCCGAGCUGGGUGAAGGCCCCGGUGGAAAUAAUGCGCUCCCAGAGUUGCCCAUGCCACGAGACAGCCAGCUCCUACCCGCCAUGAGUCUUGAGAAGGAGAAGGAGGAAGGCACAGACGGGGAGGACCAGGGUGCAGCGUCUCAUUUGGCGGACCGCAGCUUCACGAGCCGCAAGUGGACGACCCUGCCUAAGCAUUUGGAGCCUGCGGAGGUGGAAUUCCUGGCGAAGAGACGGCCAGGACUGACUUCGCUGUAUGGAAAUGAGGGUGGCGCGAUACCGGGUCCUAUGAGGAAGACGAAGAUUAAGCGGACUGAUCCCGAGAAUGGCGGCAUCUCUAUUUAUGAGGUUUGGGUGCCGGAGGGUCAUCGUAUUGAGGGAGAGAUCACCGGUGAUGUCCAGACUAUUGCUGAGCAAAGUGAAGUCCCUGUGACGGCGGAGACCCCGGCUCCAGGAACCGUCGUGGAGGGCGUUGGUGUCGUCAAUGCAGAGGGUGUGGUUGUUGCCGAGGCUGGCUCUGCAGCCGUUAUGACACCUCCCAAGCGCCGACCACCCCCUCCCAAGCGCAAGGGUAAGGGUAUUGGCAAGGGCCGGAAGAAGAAAGUCAUGUUUGCACCGGGUGAGGGAGCCGACGCUGCGACAGUGCACGGCGUUACUCCUGUUGACGGGGCCGUUGCGGGUGUCAAGGAGGGAGAGGAUCCCUCGCGGAUGUCUGUGGAUCAGUCCGGUCAAGAAGAAGAUGAGGAUGAUGGUGAAGAAGGAGACGAGAGCGACGAGGGUGAUGAGUCCAUGAUGGAUGCAAAGACCCCAGAGACACCCCAGGCCCCGCCGAGCACUGAGCUUGUGGAGCAGCCUGCAGCGGAGACCCCUGCGGAGCAAUCGAAGGAUGUCGAAAUGGCCGACGCUCUCCCUGAUAUACAACCCUCCGUUUCAGAGCCAGCGAUUGCUAGUCAAGAACCACUCCCACAACCACCAAUCGCACCUGCAGUGCAGGCGGAGACCUUCAAAACAGAUGCUGAGAUUUCCACGUCCAUCCCUGCCUCUGUAACGCCCACCCCUGGUGAAGAAACCGAAGCACCCAGUGAACAACCUGGUCAGAAUACAUCACUAGAGACACCCGCUCCAACAGAACCCGUUACACCCGCAGCUCUAUCAACAGCUGAACCAACUCCAAAGGAAGAAUCACAAGCUCCAGAGCCUACUAUCGGACAGGAGGCUACUCAAGAGCUUGCCGAUGCUACGCCGGUCGAGGUCAAGCCGGAACCAACACCGCAGCCUACUGAAGAGAGUGUCCCGGCUCCCGCAUCUGCCAGCCCUGAAAAGCCCGAAGAAACGCCAUCAGAACCUCCCAAGCAGGCAGAACCGGAGCAGCCAAUUGAUGAAGUUCCAGCUGCACAGCCUGAGCCAGUAAUCGAUGAAACAGCGCACCCCCCAGUUGAAGAGCCGAACCCCACAAUUGAGCCGGCUUCUGGCCCCGAUAUCACAGAAUCCCACCAGGCUCCAGCUGCUCUCGAGACUGUCUCCGCCCCAGCAGAGGUCAAGGAGGACGUGGAGAUGGGAGAUGCGCCUCCCGCGGAGGAGCCUGCGGCAGCCCAGCUCCCUGUCAAAGAACCUUCACCUUCGCCAGCUUCACCCGUCGAGACCGAGCCUGAAGCUAAGCCUGAGCCCGAGUCCGCCCCAGUUCAGACGGCGGAACCUUCUGUGCCUGAAGCGGCUGCACCUGAAGUCUCCGAGCCCGCGGUGCCCGAAGCCAUACCUCUGUCAGAACCUCAACCAGAGGAGCCGCUGGCACCAUUACCAACCCCGAUUCCGGAAGCAGCUUCUCCAGCUGAACCAGAGACGGCCCCUGCUGCAGAAUCUGCACCAACGGAAGAAGAGCCCACGUCCGGGACUCAGGAUGCGGCUGAGGAGAAGAAGGACGAACCAGAGCCAGAGUCAGAGCCCAAGGCUGACCCUGCACCAGCGUCUGAGGCUUCAUAG
Penicillium subrubescens is the source of this 2136-nucleotide messenger RNA. RefSeq lists its product as uncharacterized. The coding region runs from base 1 to 2136 and encodes 711 amino acids. The transcript has 3 exons. NCBI's taxonomy places the organism in Eukaryota, Fungi, Ascomycota, Eurotiomycetes, Eurotiales, Aspergillaceae. The record is from RefSeq and is a predicted model, not a curated record.